GACCUCAAACUCCAACAUCUCGACUUCUGGGACAGCCUCCAUGGCCAGGUCCCGGGAUUGCUGGACUGGGACAUGGGGAACGAUUCGUUUCUGGCCUUCACCACAGAGCACCUUCCCUCAGCCGAGCAGAACUUUGCCAGAUACAAACUCCGAUUAGUUGGUCCACCAAAAUUACCCCUAGAAAAAAAACCCAACUGUGAGGAAGAUGGUCCAGAUUUUGAGCCCAAUCUGUGGAUGUGGGUAAACCCUAACGUCGUGUUUCCCCCUGGAAAGCCGGAGGUCCCUGUGUCUAGCAAGAGGGAGGAUGUGGCAAGCACACCCUCCUCCCCUCAGGCACCCCAGGAAGAGGAAGAUGCCAGUGGCUCAGAGGCCACAGGGGAGGAAUCACUGCCCCUUUCUUCCAGCGAGCAGUCUCCCCCUCAGAAGCAGUUUGCCUCUUCCCCCAGCAACCUGGAGCUCACAGAAGAAGAGGAGGCUGAGGACCAGGAUGACGGCUCCUCUGUGGCUCUCCCGUCCCCUCACAAAAGGGCCCCCCUCGAGAGUCGGAGGCUUCGGCAAGCCAACAUCCAGGCGGGCAGGCUCUGGUCCCGGCCCCCUCUCAAUUACUUCCACCUAAUUGCCCUGGCAUUAAGAAAUAGUUCCCCCUGUGGCCUCAACGUACAGCAGAUCUACAGCUUCACUCGACACCACUUCCCCUUUUUCCGGACCGCCCCAGAAGGCUGGAAGAAUACCGUCCGUCACAAUCUCUGUUUCCGAGAUAGCUUCGAGAAAGUGCCGGUCAGCGAGCAGCGUGGGGCCAACACACGGCCUCGGUCCUGCCUCUGGAAGCUGACUGAGGAGGGACACCGCCGCUUCGAGGAGGAGGCCCGCGCCUUGCCUUCCACUCGGCUGGAGAGUAUCCAGCGGUGCAUGAGCCAGCCAGAUGUGAUGCCUUUCCUCUUUGACCUUUAACCCCAGAAGCAAGAGUCAGCCCAUGAUUUAUUAAAGUUAACCCUCA
Molecule: messenger RNA, 997 nt
Organism: Propithecus coquereli (Coquerel's sifaka)
Lineage: Eukaryota; Metazoa; Chordata; Mammalia; Primates; Indriidae
Gene: FOXR1
Product: forkhead box R1
Exons: 6
Coding region: 73-951 (292 amino acids)
Biological process (GO): regulation of DNA-templated transcription
Cellular component (GO): nucleus
Molecular function (GO): DNA-binding transcription factor activity; sequence-specific double-stranded DNA binding
Source: RefSeq, a predicted model, not a curated record